This is a messenger RNA of Tachyglossus aculeatus (Australian echidna), 3662 nucleotides long. RefSeq names its product APC membrane recruitment protein 3 (gene AMER3). The record is from RefSeq and is a predicted model, not a curated record. NCBI's taxonomy places the organism in Eukaryota, Metazoa, Chordata, Mammalia, Monotremata, Tachyglossidae. Gene Ontology annotation, biological process: regulation of canonical Wnt signaling pathway. The transcript is spliced from 3 exons. Bases 117 to 3122 code for a protein of 1001 amino acids. Gene Ontology annotation, cellular component: plasma membrane. Gene Ontology annotation, molecular function: beta-catenin binding; phosphatidylinositol-4,5-bisphosphate binding.
AAACCACCCAAGAAGCCUGUAGGUAAGAAGUUUCGACCCCAGCACCACGGCUGUAUUCGGAAGAAAGAACAUUUCUGCAGAAUGUCUCGACAAUGAAACUGAUGUGACUGAGCAGAAUGGAGAUGAGAAGGGGCAGGACCUUCAUCAAGUCCAGUCUGCAGCUUUCCCAUGAGAAGUCAAGUGCGGCAGACGCGGCUGCCAGAGGCCGGGAUGGUGGAGCGGUGACAGGCCCUGGCCCAAUGGGUGAUGGGCAACUCUCAGAUGAGGAGGGUCUUCGGGCUAGCUCGGCCACCCAGAAACCGUAUCGAUUUUCCAACGAGGCAGCACGGCUGGAGGCUUACGAAAACUAUGCCGCCUCUCCGGGGUCCUCGUACAAACUGGUGAGGAAGAGUAAAACUCACGACUGCGUGAUUGAUGCAGACAAGACAGAAGGGCGGCUUGUGAACAGCCUCAGCUUUUCUGGGGUUGGAAAUCACUUGAGUUCUCCUGGCAAGAGAGAGCCGGCCGUGAGUCCCAGUCAAUCCAGCUGCAGCAGCCAACAGAUGAUCGACUACCGAAACUUCGUACCUCAGAUGCCUUUUGUGCCGGCGGUGGCCAAAAGUUUCCCGAGGAAACGGAUUUCCCUAAAACGAUCGAAGAAGGGCUUCAGGGACAUAUUCCACAUGAGAAAAAACAAGUCAGAGGGCUUGGCGUUUCUGGUGGAAAAGGACAGGGGGCCUCCUUCGCCCGGCAGUCAGAAUGACCUGCCGGGAGGAAAGCAGGGGAAAUAUCCCUUCAAGACUGGGGAGACCUUGGCUGCUGACUGCUUGGCUCAGGACCUGUCUGACAGUGAGCUGCAGUCUGACUCCUCUUAUGACUACUGUGGCGCCCUCUGCGAAGACGUGGCUUCCCUCAAGAGCUUCGACUCCCUCACCGGCUGUGGGGAGAUCUUUGCCGACGAGAGCUCCGCCCCGCUGGAGUUGGAACCCAGCAAGGAGAGCCUGGCCCAGAGAGCCAAGCCCAAGGAGAACUCAGCGGUGGGGUCUUUCCAGGGAGGGGUUGAACAGUUGGCCUCUCCGGCCCAGAACGAGGCUGCCGACCUGGCCAGGUUCUGGGACAACAUCAACAGGUCAGUGAGGCUUCAUCAGAAUGCACUGUUUGACCGCAGGUUGCCAACCCAGCCUGGGGGGGACCCAGGGAAGGGGAGAAUUGAGGCUGCUGCUGCCGCCCCAAUGCCUGGUCAGCCACUGUCCCCAGGGAGGGAUCCCAGCAGCUCCAAGGACAGCUCCAUCGACACAGGGACCCCAAAGAGUGAACAGCAGGAGUCCACCUCCACCAGUGAUGAAGGGUACUAUGAUUCCUUCUCCCCGGGCCUGGAGGAUGAGGUGAAGGAGGCCCAGACACCUGGGACACCCGGCCGGUUCCCCCGGGACAGCUACAGUGGUGAUGCCCUCUACGAACUCUUCUAUGACCCCGGGGAAGCCAAAAUCAGCCCCAUCCUCGACGAUGACCUGUGUGUGUCAGAGAGCAUCUCUGAGCAGGCUGUUGAUGUCCCGCUGUCAAUUUACAGCUUUCACUUGGGGGCUGAGGAGACUCUGGCCCCACGGCCUGCUGUGGACAUCAUAAGUCAGGGCUUCCUUCACAGCACGUGGAAGGGCAAGGAGUGUUUGCUGAAGCUCUGUGACACCGAAUUGUCCCUCACCAUGGGGAUCAUCAACUGGCUGAGGAAAAACCCCAGCAUGGUUUCCCCCUCCGAGCCUCUGAGGAGCCCUCCAGCCCAGCUGAAGGGAAGCGGGGAGUCUAUGGCGCUCCCCAGUACCCCCACGAAUGUGGCCUCGAUGAGAGAAGCUGCCCCCCAGGAAGCACUCCCUGAAAGGUCAAGCGGGUGGAGGGUUGGCGGUGUCCAGUUGUCGCCGGGUGUGGGCAGUGAGCAGAGUCCAUGGCCCGACAUGACAAAUGAGUACUGGAAUGUCGGCCCCCAGAGUAGCUCAGCCACAGGUGCCUCACAGGGGAGGGGAGGGAACCAUCUUGGGGGCCUGAUUGAAGGAUCCAGACUCAUGGGUGCCAGCAAUGCCCUGAGAGAUACUGAGGCGAGAUCGGCAGGCCUCGUGCUUGAGCGAACACCGGAUUCGGCUGACGAUGGAGCCGAGAAGUGGCCCGCUUCCCAAGAGGACAAGACCCCUGGAAAGACCUUCAUAGCUUCUGGAGCUCUGCUCAGACACUGUCCCCAAAAAGUCUCUCAGGUGUCUGUAGAGAAGGAAGAGUAUGAGCCAUCCCUGGGAUAUCCCCCUUUACUUGAGGCAGCCCCCAAGGAUUCUCCUGAGCCCCUGGGAAGAAACCGAGCUCCGUGUGCUAAUUUUUCCUCCACUGGCGACAUAUCAAGGCAGCCCCUCACCCCUAGCCCUUUCCAGAGCUAUAUCAGUCCCUCUUCCCGAGACGGUGAAGUAGAGAUCGUUCAACUUUUGGAGCGCUGCAUGACUCAAGUGGCAUCCUUAAAAAUCAGCUAUGAAAAUAAGCAUCUGGAAGAUAAAUUCAUCAGGAAGGAAAUGAGCAAUGUGAUCUGUAAAAUGUCUCAGUUCAAAAAUAGUGUUCUGCUUCAAGAUAAAUGCCAUUUCAUUACCCCGGGGUCAGAACACCCCCUUCUCUCUCCAGCUAAUCAGCUUCAGGAGGCCAGUCCGGAGAUUCGACAUCCAUAUUGCCUCGUGAGCCCAAAUGGAGGGCUUGUUCAUUUGAACGAUUCGAAAAGCAGAACAGGUUUCAUAGACCAUGUGGGUCAGGUUACCCCGAGUCAAAUCAACUUUGAGUAUGCACCGCUGAACAAUCCAACUUUCUCCUAUACUAGAGACAUUCAGUUAGAACUCACUCCAACUGAUCCUACUUCCAUAUUGCACUUGAACAGGCCAACUUUUUUACCUCUCUUUGGCUCAGUUGGCUCAGAUGCACCAGAUAGCUUGUCCCAGAUUUCCUGUGCAAUGAACAAUUCCCCAGAAAAACUGAUUCAGGGCAAUGAAACUAGACAGUACAGCCCAUCCCCCGGUGGGCUCCCAGAAUGCCAUUGUGACUUACUGUCUCCAGUGCCCAAACACCCAAGCCACAUGGAAGUGAUGGCGGCAGGAAUAACAGGGGAUGAGAAAAACCUCUAGAAGACACAAACCUGGUGCUGCAACCAGGAAUCCACAUGUACAUUAUCAAGACUCUUCUUCUGUCUGCUGUUUGAAGUUGGGUGCUGCUCUCCUGAAAUAGAAUUGGAAUAAAGUAUAGCAAGCAUAUAUUCCCAACAAUGCAAAACACAGCAUCAGGCUCCUUGGUAUUCAACUACAGGGCAUUUCAAAGGAGAGAUAAUGUCAGAAUCGUUACAGACCUAAACAAACCUGGUAUCAAGAUGAUUAAUAAGCAGUUGCUUUUGCUGGUUUUCUCUGUUUCCUUGCAGAAUCUAGAGAGUUUGUUUUUUUAAGUUGACUGCCCAAUGGAAGAACAAGACUGAUAUAUAUUUCCUUUCAGGAACUUCCUUGUGAUCCAUGCACUAUAGAGGUCUGAAGUUUUGAUGUUUUUUUUAAAUGAAGAACUAAGUCCAGAAAGUGGCCAUUUGUUUUCUAAUUUGUAGCGUCUCACCCUGUAUUUCAUUAAAGUCUAUGUGUCCUGUAAUUUCUAAAUUUCUACUGAUUCCCUAUCGGGCUUCCUGA